This is a messenger RNA of Fibroporia radiculosa, 1212 nucleotides long. RefSeq lists its product as uncharacterized. The record is from RefSeq and is a predicted model, not a curated record. The transcript is spliced from 4 exons. Gene Ontology annotation, biological process: formation of translation preinitiation complex; formation of cytoplasmic translation initiation complex; translational initiation. Gene Ontology annotation, cellular component: cytosol. Lineage: Eukaryota; Fungi; Basidiomycota; Agaricomycetes; Polyporales; Fibroporiaceae. The coding region runs from base 1 to 1212 and encodes 403 amino acids. Gene Ontology annotation, molecular function: translation initiation factor activity; eukaryotic initiation factor eIF2 binding; GDP-dissociation inhibitor activity.
AUGGCUGCUGGUGUUGUCAACAUUCGUCGCGAUGUCGACGACAAGUUCUACCGUUACCGCAUGCCCCUUCUCUUGACUAAGAUCGAGGGCAAGGGCAAUGGUAUAAAAACGGUUGUUCCGAACAUGGCCGAUGUCGCCCGGGCGCUGAGCCGCCCGCCCACCUAUCCCACGAAAUUCUUUGGCUGCGAGCUCGGCGCUCAGACUUCGUUCGACGAGAAGAACGAUCGUUACAUUGUCAACGGUGCUCAUGAUGCGACGAAGCUGCGUGAACUUCUCGACGCUUUCAUCGACAAGUUCGUACUGUGCAAAUCGUGCAAAAACCCCGAGACGGAUCUUAUCAUUACCAAGAGUGAUGAUAUUAUUCGUGACUGCAAGGCAUGCGGCGAACGGACGGGAGUCGACAUGCGGCAUAAGCUCACAACGUUCAUAUUGAAGAAUCCGCCGAAGAAUCCCAAGAAAAGCAAGUCCAAGAAGGCUACCGCAGAUCAUAGCCCUAGCCCUGGUGCCCAUGGACAUGAGAAUGGUGAUGCUGAAGCGGAUGCGGGUGGUGAUAGUGACGACGAGCUCACUAAGCGCAUCAAGGCUGAGGCGGCGGAGCUCAACCCCGACGCAGUAACAAUCACUCAUGAGGAUUGGUCUGUUGAUACGUCCGCUGAGGCCGUGAAGGCCCGGGUCAAGGCUGUGGAGUCCAGUUUGGCCGCCGUGUCUUUGAAUGGUGGCGGUGAUGACGACAGUGACGAGGACUUCGACAGUCCGUACUCGCAGUUAGGUCGAUGGGUCGGUGAGAACCGUGAUGUUGGUCCUGUUGAAGUUUAUAAGAAGGUCGAGGAGUUGAGUAUCUCAAAGAAGCAUAAGACCGUGCAAGUGCUCGUGCAGGCUCUCUUCACUGCCGACGUCCUCAAAGAGGUCCCCAAGUAUGCUCCACUAUUUGUCAAGAUGGUAACUUCUGAGAAGCAUCAGAAGUCGCUUUUAGGUGGUAUUGAGCGUCUCGUCGGCGUCAUUCAUCCCGAUCUCGUUCUCGCUACCCCCAAGAUUUUAAUGGAAUUUUAUCAAGUCGAUGUGCUGGAUGAGGAUGUCGUCAAGCAGUGGGGUACGCACGUCAGUAAGAAGUAUGUUGAUAAGGAGACGAGCAAGAAGGUGCGCAAAGCUAGCGAGCCAUUCUUAAAGUGGCUCGAUGAGGCAGAAGACAGUGACGAGGAUGAUGAUGAGUGA